CGACGCACCUCGGUUCAGUCCCGCGCGUGUGAAGCCGCAGCCGCCUCCCGACCCGCGCACAGCAGCUCAAUCGACCCAGGGGCAUUGCGGUACUUCGCCCGGAGCGCUGGCUGCGCUCCGACGCGCAUGCGCGGAGCUCAACCAAGUGUCAGUGGUUAACCUUUGGCCGCUGAACACGUGCCGCGCGCGCUAACGCUGGACCGCAGCGUCCCGAAAGGGACCGGAAGACUGCCCGCGCCCCGCCGCGGGACCGCGACGCCAUGCGCACGCCGCCGAGCAGCCCCGCGAAGGCGAGCGCGCCGUCGGAGCUGCCGCGCGCGAAGUCGGCGCCGCAGCUGCGCGAUCGGGACAGCCCGGACAACGUGCAGCAGACGCCGCCGCCGCUCAACGUGCCGCCGAUCGAGCUGCUGCCGCCGGCCGCCGCGACCGCGGGGAAUCCCGCGAAUCCCGACACGAGGCCGCGGGAUCCCGCGUCGCCGAACGGCGGCGAGGCGCGGCGGACUCUGACCGCGGUCCUCGACGCUCUGAUGGGCACGGCCGACGGCCACCGGAGAGAUAGAGCUCUUCGCUUGGAGAACGGCAGCCGCGUCAGUGACUACGUCCGCGAUCAUCCUGAUGGUGCCUACACGGUGCGCCUAUUUGGCGACGGCUUCACGAUCCGGAGGGAGGGCGACGAGUCCCUGCCAAAGCCGCCAUUGAAAAAGCGGCCGCGGCGGGGCGCCGUGCACAGUCUCCACGACGACGACGCGGCAAGCCCGCUCCAGGCGUACGCUGAUCAUGCCGCCUUCCUAGCAGACGUCCGCGACUGCCGCGUCCCGGCGGAAUUCCGCACGGGCGCGGCGAACUUGGUGCGGCUCGAAGUGGAAGACUAUCUCCCUUCGGCCUAUCGCGACGUCCACGCGUACCUCGACCCCUUCCGGCGGGCGCAGAACGGCGAGCCGCCUUUGGCAAAACCGGAGACGCUGUCAUCGGAAGGCCGGUCGUCGCGCCUGAAGCGCUUCGACAAAUCCUGAAACACCCGUCAUCGCGGGACCGCAGACGGCGGCCCGUGUCCCUGUGCAUCCCGAAAUCUCCCUUCCAGUAACGAUGUUGUACAAACGAUUGAAUGCGUCGAUGGCGUGAUG
Molecule: messenger RNA, 1124 nt
Organism: Pelagomonas calceolata
Lineage: Eukaryota; Pelagophyceae; Pelagomonadales; Pelagomonadaceae
Source: the annotation of a GenBank genome assembly